AUUUGAGUACGAUUAAUGCACGACCAAAAAAAACCUGUGAAAAGUUACAUGGCACUCCGUUGUACGCCCGAACAUCGCUCGGGAACACCCUGUAGAACCAAGAUCUGGGUAAAUGCCAGACGUUAAUGCGUUUAAACCUCACAACCUCGUAUUCCUUCAUCGCAAAUGCCGCAUAUGUCAAAAACAUGUUUUUCGCGCGUUCGGCAACAAAUGUCCGUUUUCGUUUUCGCCGGUUUCGCCAUUUUCGGUAGGACAAAAGGCGGCGUUUGCUUGCAUUGAAAACUUCCGACAUCAUAAUUCUGUGUAGUCGAUAAAUACGGGAAAAUGUAACAGUUUUUAUUUAGUCAGGAAGCUAAACUAUAGUAUCAUUUACUAAAUGAACAACAGCUCCAUUAAAAAUCAACCCGUGUCGGGUUUUCGCAGCGCGUUCAGAGCAGCCAAUCAGCGCUUGAGCCACACGUUUUGAAAUGUUUUGAAACUGUUGUGACGCGUGCCGUGCCUUCGUCGUUCGUCACCCUCGGAGUGGGUGGACAAGCCUGGACGAGCACUGACCGACACUACCAAAGCGACCAAAGCAAAGCCGCAAAGCGCCGAAGCGUCGUACCGCCGUCGCCAUCGUCUUUUCAGGUCUACUCCGGCGAGACUUGUCUCGCAUGCAACCGGCCCACGGCUUCGAUGGACAAGCCAGACGAACUCCACGAGCCCGUUGCUUCGAUUGAGCCCGACGAACUGAACGAACUGGAAUCCCGCAAGUACGCCUACCUUCUAGACUUGGCAAGGGAGCUCGGCUUUACCUGCAAAGGAAACCCGAAAAAGGCCCGCGUCAUCAAGUUCAUCAGGCAGUCAGUGCUACCCGCGCUGCACGAGAAAGAAAAUGGAGAGACCGAGCGGGCAGUCCUCGAAGUUGCAAACUUGUCGAAAGCCAAACCGAAGCCGGCUCCACCGAAAGCUGGCGGAGUUGCGGUCUCGUCGACGCCGUCUUCCUCGCGACCGCGACGUCCCGGCCAGACGCCGAACUUUGCACGGAUCCACCAAGCCGCGUUCAACAAGAUGAAGUCGAUUGAUGAGUAUGCGUCGCAGAGGACCAAAACACCGUCUGCCAAGUCCCGGAUUCCGACGGCCCACCUUCCGCGGGGUGUCCAGGCUUCGUCUCGGAUCCCAAAGCCAAAGUCAAAACUCGCACCGAAAGAACCCAGACGCCUGGCCGCAAAGGAAAGGACGACCCUCAAGAGCAACUCGGCCACAGCUUGGCCAGCGGGUUCGGCCGUCAAGGCGGCGGCAGCGACUGAAUUGAGGCGCCAGAAAAACCGCUUCAUCCUGGGCCAGGUGCGGUCGAACCGCCACUUUGACUUAAUGCUCGCAAACAGGGGCAUCACCAUGUAAACAUUAGCUGCUUAAGAUGACAUCUUUAUCUGUCUUUUUUAUCAGUCUAAAUUGCAUAUCACAUUUCUUGACCCCUAUACUGUGGUUCGCCUUACGUUGAACCAGAGAGGAUGCUACAAGCAAUUGAAGCCAAUCCAAUCCAAUGCCAUGCAAGCACUCGCUGUGCUGGGUUAGCUUGUAGCAUUCUCUGUGGUUCAUCGUGAUGCGAGAUGGUGUAUAAGCUUUCUGUUUCAUCUUGUAACCAUUUCUGACAUGUGCUCUUCCUUGUACAGAUAGUUCACCAUCAAUUUGCACAGUUGAAACUUGUAUUAUUCGUACAUGUGAUUGAGGUCGGGAGCGCAUCACCAAAACAAAGUUCCGAAAUAGUUUCGGCAACAUUGUUCCGGAAAUGUGCUCCCCACCUUCAAAAAUUGAGUGUUUUGUUUUUAGCACUAUUGUAAACUAUGCAUUGGCAAAAAUUCACAGCGUUCGGAUUUUAUUUUUAACCUCUUUUUUAAAAGAAUUUUAUAAGCUACAAAUUUGAAAUUUCCCUCUUGUCAGCACUUUCUUUUUUUUUUUGCUUAAAGGUUUGCUUGCGUUUUGCAAUCUUGUAACAAUCGUAGCUUACAGCAUUUUCUUGAGAUGUUGUAAAUGUAUCAAUGGACGAGCACGACCAUCGCGAAUGCCCCUCGCUGCUCGCAUUUGUUUUUGCGUCCUGUAAAUACCAUCAUUUUCGAUAUGACUCGUCGCAAAAGUGGAUAUCGUUAGUUUCUAUGUUUUUUCCUGCCCCGGAAAUAAAACUGUUCCGGACUUGGCCUGUGGCA
This is a messenger RNA of Ixodes scapularis (black-legged tick), 2186 nucleotides long. Its product is annotated as nucleolar and spindle-associated protein 1. Gene Ontology annotation, cellular component: microtubule; spindle. The transcript has 2 exons. Bases 676 to 1383 code for a protein of 235 amino acids. NCBI's taxonomy places the organism in Eukaryota, Metazoa, Arthropoda, Arachnida, Ixodida, Ixodidae. The record is from RefSeq and is a predicted model, not a curated record. Gene Ontology annotation, biological process: mitotic cytokinesis; establishment of mitotic spindle localization.